Molecule: messenger RNA, 711 nt
Organism: Emericellopsis cladophorae
Lineage: Eukaryota; Fungi; Ascomycota; Sordariomycetes; Hypocreales; Bionectriaceae
Exons: 2
Coding region: 1-711 (236 amino acids)
Source: RefSeq, a predicted model, not a curated record
AUGGAGCGCAACAAUGACCCAGGCCCUUUAAAGGGUUCACAGUCGGCCACUACACGUAGCGAGCCUUCAGAAACAGAGUGGCUAGACAAGGAGCUCUCUGGUCAACUUCUGGCGUUGAUUCGCUCAGCAAAGUCAUCUGAUGGCGACCUUGGCGCUCUCAGGAGUCGCUCGCAACCGGACGUGUUCCAGUAUCUCUGGAACAAUCGCUGCUUCAAGCCUGGAAGACCUCCGGUCGAGUUUCUGCUUCUUGAGGACAUGUGCAACAAGCUGGGAAUUGGCUUUUCGAAGCUCAAUGCGAAACAGCCCAAGUUUUCCCAGCCACCACUCGAUCCUACAUUCAAUUUGUGGUUCGAGAAGAGGAAACCACCUCGAAGGGCGAAGGAUCCCAGGAGCCCAUUGCGAUCAAUCAAACAGGAGAGUCCCGUCUCGCCGACAUUGGGCAGCGAAACCCAGCCUGGUGCUUCGAGCCACUCAGCCAAGACGUCACAGACGUCGUUAAACCAAGGCAUGAGCGGUACUGUCCCUCAGAGCCCCAUCCCUCCAAACACUGCUGCCGCGGGCUCGAGCGCCCAGAGAAGUGGGCAAGUUGUCGGAAAUGCCAUCCGCAAGAACCAGGAGGACGAUGGGUACAUCGGAACGGAGUUGUUGGACAUGCAGGCUCGUGGGUAUCUGAAGCUGGACAUGGUUAGCACCUGGAGCGUGCAGGAGUAG